GCCCCUCACAUGACCGCUUGCUGGCCGCGCCAUGGCGGAAGCGGAGGAUAAGGAAACCAGGUCUAAUGAGGAAUCAACAGAUGAAUCUGAGGAAGAUGAGAGUGAAGAAGAACCAAAGCUGAAGUAUGAACGGCUUUCUAAUGGAGUGACUGAAAUUCUCCAGAAGGAUGCAGCCAGCUGCAUGACGGUGCAUGAAAAGUUUUUGGCACUGGGAACACAUUAUGGCAAAGUUUAUUUGCUUGAUGUCCAGGGGAACAUCACACAGAAGUUUGAUGUUAGCCCAGUGAAGAUAAAUCAGAUCAGCCUGGAUGAAAGUGGAGAGCACAUGGGUGUUUGUUCAGAAGAUGGCAAGGUGCAGGUGUUUGGAUUGUAUUCGGCGGAAGAGUUUCAUGAAACGUUUGACUGUCCUAUUAAAAUUGUGGCUGUUCAUCCUCAUUUUGUAAGAUCCCACUUCAAGCAGUUUGUAACAGGAGGGAAGAAGUUGCUGUUAUAUGAGAGAGGUUGGAUGAAUAGAUGGAAGCCUUCGGUUUUACAUGAAGGGGAAGGAAAUAUAAGAAAUGUAAAAUGGAGAGGACACUUAAUUGCUUGGGCCAAUAAUAUGGGCGUGAAGAUACUUGACAUGAUCUCCAAGCAAAGGAUUACCAACGUGCCUCGAGAUGACAUAAGCCUUCGCCCAGAUAUGUAUCCCUGCAGCCUUUGCUGGAAGGAUAAUUUAACACUGAUUAUUGGCUGGGGAAAUUCAGUAAAGAUUUGCUCAGUAAAAGAACGGCAUGCCAGUGAGAUGCGCGACCUCCCAAACCGCUAUGUGGAAAUAGUUUUCCAGUUCGACACCGAGUUCUAUAUCAGUGGACUCGCACCUCUCUGCGACCAGCUCGUUAUCCUUUCAUAUGUGAAGGAAGUCUCUGAAAAGAUGGAAGUGGAGUGUUGUGCAAGGCCUAGACUGGAUAUUGUACAACCACUACCUGAGUCCUGUGAAGAGAUCUCUUCUGAUGCAUUAACAGUACGAGGAUUUCAGGAAAAUGAAUGUAGAGAUUAUCAUUUAGAGUAUUCAGAAGGUGAAUCACUUUUCUAUAUCAUCAGCCCAAGAGAUGUGGUUGUGGCCAAAGAGCGCGACCAAGAUGACCACAUUGACUGGCUUCUGGAGAAGAAGAAAUAUGAAGAAGCGUUGAUGGCAGCUGAGAUCAGUCAGAAAACCAUUAAGAAGCACAAGAUUUUGGACAUUGGCUUAGCCUAUAUAAAUCACCUAGUGGAGAAAGGAGAGUACGACCUGGCUGCUCGAAAGUGCCAGAAAAUUCUUGGCAAAAAUACAGAACUCUGGGAAUUUGAAGUUUACAAGUUCAAAGAAAUAGGUCAGCUAAAGGCAAUUAGUCGUUACUUGCCCAGACGGGAUCCAGUUUUGAAGCCUUUGAUUUACGAGAUGGUCCUGCAUGAGUUUCUGGAGAGUGACUACGAGGGGUUUGCAACCCUGAUAAAAGAGUGGCCUGGAGAUCUCUACAACAACACGAUCAUAGUACAAGCUGUAGUGGAUCACCUGAAGAAAGAUCCACAGAACAGGACUCUUCUGCGAACGCUUGCAGAAUUGUAUACUUAUGACCAGCGCUAUGGCAGAGCCCUAGAAAUUUACCUAACUCUGAGGCACAAAGACGUCUUCCAGUUGAUCCACAAGCACAAUCUUUUCAGUUCUAUCAGAGAUAAAAUUGUUCUGCUCAUGGAUUUUGAUUCAGAGAAAGCAGUAGACAUGCUUUUGGACAACGAGGAUAAAAUUUCUAUUGACAGAGUCGUUGAAGAAUUGGAAAACAGGCCUGAGCUGCAGCACGUGUAUUUGCACAAGCUUUUCAAAAGAGACCACCAUAAAGGCCAGCGAUAUCAUGAGAAGCAGAUCAGCCUUUAUGCUGAAUAUGAUCGUCCAAACUUACUACCAUUUCUCAGAGACAGCACACACUGCCCGCUGGAGAAGGCUCUUGAGAUCUGCCAGCAGAGGAACUUUGUAGAAGAGACAGUCUAUCUUCUGAGUAGAAUGGGCAAUAGCCGCAGUGCCUUGAAGAUGAUAAUGGAAGAGCUGCAAGAUGUAGAUAAAGCUAUUGAAUUUGCCAAGGAACAAGAUGAUGGAGAACUUUGGGAAGACCUCAUUUUGUAUUCUAUUGACAAACCGCCUUUCAUUACUGGUUUGUUGAACAAUAUUGGAACCCAUGUUGAUCCCAUUCUUCUGAUCCACCGCAUUAAGGAGGGCAUGGAGAUUCCUAAUUUGAGAGACUCGCUGGUGAAAAUUCUUCAGGACUACAACUUGCAGAUCCUGCUGCGGGAAGGCUGUAAGAAGAUACUUGUUGCAGAUUCUCUUUCUUUACUGAAGAAAAUGCAUCGAACUCAGAUGAAGGGUGUUCUAGUAGAUGAGGAGAAUAUCUGUGAAUCAUGCCUGUCUCCAAUACUUCCUCCAGAUGCAUCCAAGUCCUUCAAUGUGGUGGUGUUCCACUGCAGGCAUAUGUUUCACAAAGAGUGCCUCCCAGUAUCUAACACAAUAUCUACUGUCCAGUUCUGCAACAUAUGCAGCGCCAAACACCGAGGGCCAGGAAGUGCAAUCCUGGAGAUGAAGAAAUAGGUCCUCUCAUUCUCCAUGCCAGUCUGUGACACCAGAUGUGUUUGGACCAUGCAGAGCCACUUAGCUUCUGUUAGUCAACAUUUCUGUAUAUAAUUCUGAUUGUGAUUUAAACCUGGUUUCUAGAGUUAUCCAGCUUGUUGAAUGUUUUGGGGAAAGAGAAAAGGUUACAAUCUCUCCAUGGUGAGCUCUUUGUUAUCCACUUCACAUAUCCAGUUCCUUUGCUCAGUUCCUCACUUAAAUCUGGAACAGAAAAGAAAUAAAAUGGAAAAACAAAAAUUCUGUUUGAAGAUUUGUGCUUGCUGUGAGUUAAUGCAUUUACUGUUUGGAGCCAUAUGAGGCUAAUGGUUUGAUAUUGUAAAGAGAGACAAAUUGCUGUGAAUUCAGCUCAACCAAACUCAUUAAGUUCUGAUUUAGUCUAUUAGUGAACUGUUUAACUUGAAACCCGUAGGAGUCUGCUUUCAGUGGAACUGCUUCAGGACAUGAGGCUGGCUGCGUGCUGACUCACAGAUUGCAUUUACAAACUCAACUGUUAAUUCCCCGCACUGGCAAUUUACCUUGGUCAUAUGCUUACACAGUCAUAGCCUGUUAUAAAGUGGUUGUCUUCUCACUUGAUCUUCACAACACUGUAGUUUUAAGAUAGCUUCUCUCAUGUUAAACCAUCCAGAAACUCUAUUUUGAAAUGUCAGCACUAGGUCUUUAUGCUGAUUUUGUUAGUAUGGUUGUAGUGUAUGAUUUCGUUUAAGUACAGGGGGAGAAAAAGGCCACAGCUGACCAUUCAGAAAUUAGAGCUCUUGGAGGUUUUUUUGGCCUUUAUCUAUUUAAUAGCUGAGUUAGAUAAGUCUAUUUGGAUGUUGAGGA
Molecule: messenger RNA, 3454 nt
Organism: Dryobates pubescens (Downy woodpecker)
Lineage: Eukaryota; Metazoa; Chordata; Aves; Piciformes; Picidae
Gene: VPS41
Product: VPS41 subunit of HOPS complex
Exons: 29
Coding region: 32-2596 (854 amino acids)
Biological process (GO): protein targeting to vacuole; macroautophagy; endosomal vesicle fusion
Cellular component (GO): late endosome; HOPS complex
Molecular function (GO): protein binding
Source: RefSeq, a predicted model, not a curated record